CAGGCGGCUACAUGCGACACUGGAGUAGUUCAUACAGCAGACGCGCACCUCACAUCCCAUUCAGAGAGUUACAGCUGCAUCAAGGUUCUGACCCAAGCUGACGGGACAGAGGGUUGAGGGAAUCUCCUAGCAGAAAGCAUCAUGGGAGGAGCCGUGGUAGACGAUGAGCCUAGUGAUGUGAAGGCGCCAGACGGAGGGUGGGGCUGGGCCGUGCUGGCCGGAGGGUUUGUCAUCACUGGGUUCUCCUAUGCCUUCCCCAAGGCUGUCAGUGUGUUUUUCAAGGAAUUGAUCAGAGAGUUCGGAGUGGGAUAUAGCGACUGUGCAUGGAUUUCUUCUAUACUGUUGGCCAUGCUCUAUGGCACAGGUCCACUGUGCAGUGUGCUGGUGAACAAGUUUGGGUGUCGGCCAGUGAUGAUGGUGGGAGGGCUCUUUGCCUCCUUGGGAAUGAUUCUGGCGUCCUUGGCCACCAGUAUCAUGCAUAUUUACCUCUGUACUGGAGUUAUAACGGGUCUGGGCCUGGCACUGAACUUCCAGCCAUCUCUGAUCAUGCUGAAUCGUUACUUUAGUGAGAAGAGGCCUCUAGCUAACGGACUGUCUGCUGCCGGGAGCCCCGUGGCCCUCUGCUGCCUCUCGCCUCUGGGACAGGUACUGCAGUACCACUACGGUUGGAGAGGCGGUUUCCUCAUCCUGGGAGGUCUGCUGCUCAACUGCUGCGCAUGUGGGGCCCUGAUGAGGCCCCUGGUGGGCCCCAAGAAGCCCCAGGACCAGGAGUUACAGGCUGUAGACCAAGCAGAAAAAAAGCCUAAACCUCCAAAGAAGCUCCUGGACUUUAGCGUAUUUAAAGACCGAGGUUUCCUCAUCUAUGCCAUAGCUGCGUCCAUCAUGGUACUGGGUCUGUUUGUGCCCCCUGUGUUUGUGGUGAGCUAUGCCAAGGAGAUGGGGAAUGAAGACACCAAGUCUGCCCUCCUCCUCACCAUCCUAGGGUUUGUUGAUAUCUUCGCCCGGCCCACGUGUGGGCUGAUCGCGGGGAUGAAGUGGGUCCGUCCUAGAUGUGUGUAUCUGUUCAGCUUCGCCAUACUCUUUAAUGGCAUCACCGACGUGGUCAGCUCACAGGCGACAGACUAUCCUGGUCUGGUGGUGUUCUGUAUCUUCUUUGGCCUCUCUUACGGGAUGGUAGGGGCGCUGCAGUUCGAGGUUCUCAUGGCCAUCGUGGGCACCAAGAAGUUCUCCAGCGCUUUAGGGCUGGUGUUGCUCAUGGAGGCAAUCGCUGUGCUGGUGGGACCGCCUGGAGCAGGUCGUCUGCUGGACACCACCCAUAACUACAUGCACGUGUUCCUGCUUGCUGGCUGUGAGGUCAUUCUGGCCUCCAUUGUCAUCUGCCUGGGCAACUUCCUGUGCAUCAAGAAGAAGCCAGAUGAGCCCGAAGCCCAUCUAGAGAAUGGAGCCCCCGCAGAGAUGGAGAAGCUCAACAGCCUGCCAGAGGGAGGGAAGACUGAGAGCGAGCAGCCGGACGGGGUGAGGGCAGGCUCGGGAAAGGCGAUGGAGGGAGCAGAGAAGAGUGGAGGGGUGGGGAACCCAGAGACGGCUCUGUGAUAGAGGGGAGAUUGCUAAUGAAUUAAGGAGAGAGUGACUGAUGAGCCCGAUGAAGCACCAAUAGGGAAGACAUGAGUACACACACUGACGGAGGGAGGGAGGGAUGGAUUGCGGUGCGCUGUACGUGUUUGGUGUUGUGUACUUUAAUAUGCACAGUGUUACAUAGUGUUGUUUUUACAGUAACAUAUCUAGUGUUGAUAUAGGAGUUAAAUUAACUCUAGGUGUUAAAUUAACACUGAGUGGUGUAAUAGAACCCCAAUGUUGGUGUUAAUAACCAGCUUUGACUCCAAUCAUUAUCAUAUUUCCCACCAUGGUAAAUUGCAUGUUUUUUUUUCAAAUCUUUGUUUUAUGUUUUUGCAGAUUUAAUUAAUCUUGUUCUACUCAAAUAUAACGUUCAUUUUUCUAAACUAAUCCAAUAUGUUACCUGGACUUAUUGCACCCGUUACUAAAAUGGUUGUUCCAGUUGAGAUACUUUUGGUAGUCUCCUACAGUAUCUUAGUAUUCCCAAUCAUUCUGAAUAAACAAUAAAACAUUCCAAAUGUUGGAUAUCCCACUCUGGCUGGACUCCAUUAGGAAUUACACAUCACUUUGCAAGCCAGCAUAAAUGUACUUGCAGGCCAAACCAUGAGCUUCAGGCCACUCACAGGAUACAUCAAAAUAAGGCCUUAUGAAAUAUGUAUUGUCAUAAAGAAUUCAAUUGUAAUGAUAACAUUUGCUUAGGAUCUCAGUUGGUGAAGGCCACAAGACUGAAAAUGAACAAAUGCAACAGCCAUGUCUCUGUCAUUAACAAAUACAGUCAUGGGUGGUAACUCCACAAUUUACUUGAAAGACAACCUGGGAAAUUUGAAAAUAAGGCUUUACACUAAGCGGUUUGUUAAUUUAACACUGGAAAGUGUGGACCCAUAUAGACACUGGAAGAGUGGUAGAUUUAACACUGGAGAAUUUGCUGUGUACAGACCAGCACGCAUACCAGAAAGAACACUAAAUGUUUUCUGGACUCGCACUGCCACACACACUUGCAGGAACCAAAGAGCAUGCGCACACACACCCAUUCAACCUUGAACUAACCAAUACUUGUCACUGCCUGACUCAUCAGUUGUUGAUACAGAAAAUAAUAAGGAACAACUUCAUUUCCAGGACAUUUCCACAGUGACGGUAUUUGUUUAUGGAGACACUCCCCAGUGAGGAGAGAUGAAAGAAACAAUGGAACUCUUCUUUCCUCCUGAGUGACAGUGGCUUCCAGUGACGUGAGAUCUUGAAGUGACUUCUUUUCAAAGACAAGAAACAUCUCUGUAUGAGAAGAGUUUUAUUUUAAUUUGAUUUUUUUAAGACCUCGAGCUGGUUUCCCAAAACCAGAUUCAGCUUAGUCCUGGACUGAGAAACAUGCUCAAUGGAAAUUCUUAAUUGAAAGUGUUUUUUAGUUCAGGACUAGGUGUGAUCUGUGUUCGAGAAAGUAGCCACAAAAUAUUAUUUCAACUACCCAUGUUGUGGCAGGUUGCAGGCAACAUGGGUUAUUGUAUGAUUGAUGGUGUGACAUAUACUAUUUUAUUAAAGGUCCAAUGCAACAGUU
This is a messenger RNA of Oncorhynchus masou masou (cherry salmon), 3163 nucleotides long. Its product is annotated as monocarboxylate transporter 4-like. Bases 142 to 1593 code for a protein of 483 amino acids. The record is from RefSeq and is a predicted model, not a curated record. The transcript has 7 exons. Gene Ontology annotation, cellular component: plasma membrane. Gene Ontology annotation, biological process: monocarboxylic acid transport; transmembrane transport. Gene Ontology annotation, molecular function: monocarboxylic acid transmembrane transporter activity. NCBI's taxonomy places the organism in Eukaryota, Metazoa, Chordata, Actinopteri, Salmoniformes, Salmonidae.